AUGGACCAGACAGUAGAUUUUGAAGAAAUUAAGAGGCUUAUCAAUGCUAACAAUGUCGAAGGUCUUGAGAUAGUGCUUUCUAAAGUGCAAGGCAUGAGUGCGGCAGAUCUGAAGAAACUGAUCGGGCUAACGGAGUCGAAAAAGAUACAGAGACUGAUGAAAAGCAAGUAUGCCGAGAAUCGAGGGGAUGGUGCUAAAGCACCCGCUGCAGGCGAUGCCGAAUCUGCGGAAGAUCCAUGUUUGAUUCUCAAGGAAAUGAGCACUGGGGAUCUUCAAAAGGAUAGGUCUAUUAAAAUGUUUUUCGAUGCAUUUAGAGCAAAUAUUCCCGAAUGCAGUAGCAAGUCAGCGGCAUUGCUUGCAAGGCAAAUAACAACCGAAAUAUUUAAGAAGGAGGCGGGGGAAAUAGCAAAGCUGGUAAGAAGCAAGUGCUUGAAUCUCAAGGACAAGAAUAACCCAACGCUAUGCAGAAGGGUAUAUGAAGGAGAGAUUCUGCCAGCAAGAUAUGUGGAGAUGAGUGCAGACGAGAUGAAAAGCGAGAGUUUGCGCAGUGAGGAGGUGAAGAUGAUGGAGGACAGCCUUUAUGAGUGCCAGAUCCCAACACAGAAGGCAGAGACAGAUCUUUUCAAGUGCAAUAGAUGCGGUGAAAGAAAGUGCUCGUAUAGACAGUUGCAAACAAGAUCUGGAGACGAGCCCAUGACUACGUUUGUGACAUGCGAGUGUGGAAACAAGUGGAGGUUCUGCUGA
Messenger RNA from Ordospora pajunii, 744 nucleotides. RefSeq names its product transcription elongation factor S-II. Bases 1 to 744 code for a protein of 247 amino acids. Gene Ontology annotation, molecular function: zinc ion binding; nucleic acid binding. The record is from RefSeq and is a predicted model, not a curated record. NCBI's taxonomy places the organism in Eukaryota, Fungi, Microsporidia, Ordosporidae. Gene Ontology annotation, biological process: DNA-templated transcription. The transcript has a single exon. Gene Ontology annotation, cellular component: nucleus.